AUGAAAGAUUAGGAAGCUAUUCAAGCGAUCAUAAUUUCAUCCCCAUUUCUUAGGACAAUUUAGACUUCAUUUGCAAUUGCAAAACACUUAAAAAAAGUUUAUUAAAAUACAGUUUUUUUGCAAGAAGAUGUUUGUGAAUGGCUUUCUGUACACGAUUAUUAAAAUUUCCCUUUAGAUACAAUAUUGUAUCGCUCAAGACAAACUGAAAUGAAUAAAUAUAUAGAUGAAAGUCUCUUUGAAAUUAAAUGGAAUUUUUUUUAACCUAAAAAACGCCCACGCUUUCCAGAAAUUCCAGCUCGUGCUGAUGAAAGGAUAGCAUUAGGUAUGGAAUUGAUGAAAGAAAAGUAUUUUUAAGAGUUUGAUCCCAAAAAAUAUGUAGUCAUUUAUAUAACUCAUUAAUAUACGCUUUAGAGUAGCAUGCUAACUUAUGGAACAAAAGAGGUUGCUGAAAAUUGUGAUUUUUGUGCUGUUUUAUAGGUCUUGUAUCCAAAAGCAUCUGAAUAGAAUUUUGAUUAAUAGGAAAUACUAAUUAAAGGAACUAAUGAUCAUAUAAAGCACUUACUAUGA
This is a messenger RNA of Tetrahymena thermophila SB210, 567 nucleotides long. RefSeq lists its product as hypothetical. NCBI's taxonomy places the organism in Eukaryota, Ciliophora, Oligohymenophorea, Hymenostomatida, Tetrahymenidae. The record is from RefSeq and is a predicted model, not a curated record. The transcript has a single exon.